AGCACAAGGCAAAGGAGCAUAUGGCAGUAGCUGGAGAGAGAAAAUAUGGUGGAGAUUACAUGGAUGACUUACGAUUCUAUUGCUUUUGGUUCUUGGUUGUUAUAGCCAAAGCCUAUGAGUGUUGGCAUGACCAUCGUCCCCAACAUUUUGCAUAUAAAGCCCUUGGAGUAGCAAAGGAGAUAACUAUGUUGGUGUCAUGCAAUUGUUAUAGCAAUGGUAAUGGUGGUGGUCUUAUAGUGAUGGUGAUUAUGAGGCUUCGAUGGUAG
Molecule: messenger RNA, 266 nt
Organism: Ilex paraguariensis (yerba mate)
Lineage: Eukaryota; Viridiplantae; Streptophyta; Magnoliopsida; Aquifoliales; Aquifoliaceae
Source: the annotation of a GenBank genome assembly